AUGGAUGCGACAUGUGUAAAGCCUCUGCUCAUGCGCCUUGCGACACGCCAAGACGCACGUCGCAUCGCGGAGAUUCACAUGGCGGCUUUUGGCCCCAAUGCCAUGCUCCGCGCCCAGUUUCCAACCCCCGCUGUUCGCCGAGCGUUGCAGAUAGCCAUCGAGAACAAGGUCCUCGCCGACAUUGACGACCCUAAAACGACUGUGCUUGUGGUGACUGUUGGUUCCAAUGAUCCGGAGAAGAGUCUCGAUAACGUCAUCUCGUUUGCCAAAUGGUCAACCCCCGUAGAUCCCGGUGAGGACUACAUCGAGCCGCCCUGGAUAUGGCCAGAAGGCACCGACCUGGACACCCUGGCAGCUUGGGUCGCCCGGGCUGCUGAGGCUGAGAGUCGUUCCGUCGGGAGUACUCCUUGCUACCGCCUCUCCUUCAUCGGCACCGAGCCCUCUUACUGUGGCCGCGGAGCUGGAUCCCUUUUGCUGCAGUGGGGUAUCCAGCGGUCCAACACGAGUGGCUCACCACUGUAUCUAGAGAGCACCAAGGAGGCGGCCGCUUUCUACAAGAAGAAUGGCCUCACAGCUGGUGAGGUAAUUUCUCUCCCCAUUCGCAUUGACGGUGUUUCCGAGACUCAAAUCUACAAGGAGAUUGUAUUCACCUAUCACCCUGUACAGUAG
Molecule: messenger RNA, 669 nt
Organism: Clonostachys byssicola
Lineage: Eukaryota; Fungi; Ascomycota; Sordariomycetes; Hypocreales; Bionectriaceae
Source: the annotation of a GenBank genome assembly